ACAUAUAUCGGCCCGAGAUGAUAAGAAAAGCAGAAAAGCAAAUCCCAUUUUCGAUUUUCCCAAACGCAGGAUAUCUGAUUUCCUCAAAUCUCAAUAUCUCCAACGCCAUUCCGACUCGAACACUUGCAGAUUUCCCAAUGAAAUGAGCAAGAAGAGAUUGUGAAGAUGGUAGCGAGAAAGGUUGGGAAGUAUGAGGUGGGCCGGACGAUCGGUGAGGGGACAUUUGCAAAGGUGAAAUUCGCACAGAACAUGGAGACUGGAGAGAGUGUGGCCAUGAAAGUUCUUGCUAAAAGCACCAUUCUCAAGCACAAGAUGGUAGACCAGAUUAAGAGAGAAAUAUCGAUAAUGAAGAUUGUUAGACAUCCAAACAUAGUCAGGCUGCAUGAGGUUUUGGCCAGCCGGACAAAGAUAUAUAUCAUUUUAGAAUUCGUCACAGGAGGAGAACUAUUUGAUAAAAUAGUUCACCAAGGAAGGCUUGGGGAGAAUGAAUCUCGGCGAUACUUUCAACAGCUUCUUGAUGCGGUUGCUUACUGCCACAGUAAGGGUGUUUACCACAGAGAUUUGAAGCCUGAAAAUCUUCUUCUUGAUUCCCAAGGCAACCUAAAAAUUUCAGAUUUUGGCCUUAGUGCAUUGCCCCAGCAAGGUGUUGGACUUCUUCAUACAACAUGUGGGACUCCAAAUUAUGUUGCCCCUGAGGUACUCAGUCACCAGGGUUAUGAUGGCUCUGCUGCAGAUGUAUGGUCGUGCGGUGUCAUCCUUUAUGUUUUAAUGGCCGGAUAUCUUCCGUUUGAUGAGACAGAUCUCCCAACUUUGUAUACGAAGAUCAAUGCAGCAGAGUUUUCCUGUCCACCUUGGAUCUCUCCCGGGGCAGAAUCAUUGAUACAUAGAAUACUUGAUCCAAAUCCUAAAAUUCGUAUUAAGAUCGAGGGAAUCAGAAGUGAUGCAUGGUUCAAGAAAAAUUACAUGGCUGUUAGACAUGGUGAAGAGGAAGAAGUUAACUUGGAUGAUGUCCGUGCUGUUUUCGAUGACAUCGAGGAUCAGUAUGUAUCUGAGCAAAUGGAAGUAAAUGAAAGUGGUCCUCUGAUAAUGAAUGCUUUUGAGAUGAUUACUCUUUCUCAAGGGUUGAAUCUUUCAGCAUUGUUUGACAGGCGUCAGGAUUAUGUAAAACGGCAAACCCGCUUCAUCUCAUGCAAACCUGCAAAAACCAUCAUAUCAACUAUGGAAGUCAUUGCAGAAUCCAUGGGGCUCAAGGUCCAUUCUCGUAACUACAAGAUGAGACUCGAAGGCAUAUCUGCAAAUAAGACUGGUCAGUUUGCAGUUGUCUUGGAGGUUUUUGAAGUGGCACCAUCUCUUUUCAUGGUAGACGUUCGGAAGGCUGCAGGCGACACCCUCGAAUAUCACAAGUUUUACAAGAAUUUCUGCAGUAAGCUCGAUAAUAUCAUCUGGAAGCAGGAGGGAACUGCAAAAUCUGAUCUGCUUAAAUCUGCGAGUCGCUGAUCUGGUUUUCUUGGUGUAAUGCACUUUGGCAAGCAUGCAGCAGGACCUGGCGAUGAGGAAUCAUAGGGUCCCGAUGCUUUGGAAUGUGACUAGUGUCCUGAUUCUUCUAGUAUGUACAAGCAGGCCCGAUUGUUUGGUGACCCAGGCAGUUGGUAUGAUGGGGCCCGCUGUGGCUUUUUCUGGCCUUUAUUUGAAGGUCUCUAAUGAAAGGACUGGGAUAACGUAGUCUGGCAGAUUUUUGGGGCAGCUCUGAUCCACGGCAGACCAAUUAGGUCAACAGUCUGGGUCACUGAAAAUCGGGCUCCACUUGCACAAGUCAGAUGCAUUGGGACAUAAUUCACCUUAUGUUGCAUCAAGAUCUUAUUUUUCUGAGCUAUAUAUAAGGUAAUGUUCGGCUUCUAUAAGCACAUUGUAUUGUUUGUACACAAACACCAAUGUAUUGGGGAUCAGUGAAUCAGCUGAGUACAGCAGCUUAAAAUAUUGUUCAUCAAAUUACAAGUGUCCAGCAUCUUGUAUUUGUAGGCCAACCUGAUUGAUAUGUGUUGAUAAUCAGUAUCGGAUAUCAGCUGAUUUAUCAACCAUGCCAUCACUAGCAAAGGAGAUUAUUGUGAAAUGUUCUUCCUUCA
Messenger RNA from Magnolia sinica, 2123 nucleotides. RefSeq names its product CBL-interacting protein kinase 24-like. Bases 166 to 1497 code for a protein of 443 amino acids. Gene Ontology annotation, molecular function: ATP binding; protein kinase activity. The transcript is spliced from 15 exons. Gene Ontology annotation, biological process: protein phosphorylation; signal transduction. Lineage: Eukaryota; Viridiplantae; Streptophyta; Magnoliopsida; Magnoliales; Magnoliaceae. The record is from RefSeq and is a predicted model, not a curated record.